AUGGAAGAUCUCAUAGCAAUUCAAGAUGAGGUGAAGAACAAGGUAGCGAGAGAGGAGGCACAACAUCAACGAAGGCUUAAAGCUGUCCAGGUAUGGCUUACACGUGUCGAGAUCAUUGAUACACGGGUCAGUGAUCUGAUUAGUACUAGUGCCGUUCAGCUUCAGAAGUUGUGUCUAUGUGGUUUAUGUUCAAAAAAUUUAUGCUUGAGCUACAAAUAUGGGAAACGUGUAUUCUUGUUGUCGGAAGAGAUUAAAAACCUCAAAUCAGAGGGUCAUUUUGAAGAGGUUACUGAGUUGACUCCAAGAUCUGAAGUGGUGGAGAGGCCUACACGGCCUACCAUCGGUCACAAAUUAAUACUGGAGGAGGCAUGGAAUCGAAUUAUGGAAGAUGGAGUCGGUACCAUGGGUCUGCACGGUAUGGGUGGUGUAGGCAAAACUACCAUUUUCAAGAAAAUCCACAACAAGUUCGCUGAAAUGGCUAAUAGGUUUGACGUUGUGAUCUGGGUCGUGGUGUCUCAAGGCGUACAUAUUCUGAAACUUCAAGAAGAGAUUGCACAAAAGCUACACCUUUGUGGUGACCAAUGGACGAACAAAAAUGAAAGUGAUAAGGCUGCAGAGAUGCAUAGAGUUUUAAAGGGGAAGAGAUUUGUGUUGAUGCUGGAUGAUAUAUGGGAGAAAGUAGAUUUGGAAGCCAUAGGAGUUCCCUUUCCAACCAGAGAAAAUGGAUGUAAAGUAGCAUUCACCACUCGCUCUCGCCAAGUAUGUAGGCAGAUGGGGGAUCAUGAGCCGAUGCAUGUCAAGUGUUUGGAACGAGAUGAAGCAUGGGAAUUAUUUAGUAAUAAGAUUGGAGACAGCACAUUAAGAAGAAAUCCUUUCAUUGUCGAGCUUGCAAGAAAAGUUGCUGCAAAAUGUCGUGGUUUGCCGCUAGCGCUCAAUGUCAUUGGUGAGACAAUGACAUCUAAAACUACGGUACAAGAAUGGGAGCAUGCAAUCAAUGUUUUGACUAGAUCAGCUGCAGAGUUUCCUAACAUGGAAAAUAAAAUCCUUCCAAUUUUGAAGUACAGCUACGAUAGCUUGGUGAAUGAACAUAUCAAGUCAUGUUUCCUCUACUGUGCUAUGUUUCCGGAAGAUGAUCAAAUAGAAAAAGAAAGGUUGAUAGAAUACUGGAUAUGCGAGGGAUUCUUGGGGGAAUACCAAGUUAUGAAGAGCGCGAUGAACAAGGGUUAUGAGGUACUCGGUACCCUUAUCCGUGCAAAUUUACUAACAGAUGAGUUCAAAGACGCUGGACGUUAUCUUGGCGGUGUUGGAAAAACGGCUGUGAAAAUGCACGAUGUAGUUCGUGAAAUGGCUCUGUGGAUUGCAUCCUAUUUUGGGAAUCAGAAAGACGCUUUUGUUGUGAAUGCAAGGCUUGGGUUACGUGAAAUACCCAAAGUCAAGGAUUGGGGAGCUGUGAGACGGAUGUCAUUAAUGGGUAAUAACAUUAAGGAGCUAACCUCAGGUUCCACGUGUUUUGAACUUACAACUCUCUUCCUCCAGAAUAAUAAUUUGGAGAAUCUCUCAGGGGAAUUCAUGCGGUCUAUGAAAAAGCUAGCUGUUUUGGAUCUAUCAGAUAAUUGGAGCAUCCAUGAACUUCCAGAGUGGAUAUCGGAGCUGGCAUCUUUGCAGUAUCUUGACUUGUCGUAUACAAGUAUUGAGCAACUGCCAGUUGGUUUCCACGAGUUGAAAAAGCUAUCUCAACUUAAUUUGGCUUGGACAGUGAGACUUUGUAGUAUGGCUGGGAUAUCAAAGUUGACGAGUUUAAGAAUAUUGAAACUACAAAGCUCCAAUGUUCAUGGAGAUGUUAGCUUAGUGAAGGAGUUGCAGCUCUUGGAGCAUCUACAAGUUGUAACUAUAACCAUAUCUACGGAGUCGGGUCUGGGGCAGCUAUUAGGUGAUCCAAGGUUGGCGAACUCCAUCAAUGGUCUGGAGAUUCGGGGUUUCCAGCAAAAGCCGGUCAGUAUGGAGAAUCAUCGACGUAAGCUCUGGUUGGAAAGUUUUCUUGUCAUGGAGACUAAUAUAUAUACAAAAUACAGAGAAAGUGAGACAGGCUCGUCUGGUUUACACAAUCCGACGAGUCGAUGCUAUACCAACCUUAGUGUCCUGCAUGUAUAUAACUUAUGCGGCAUCAAGGAUUUGACUUGGCUACUGUUUGCUCCAAAUCUUGUCUACCUACAAGUUUUUGAUUCAAAAGAAGUGGAAGAAAUUAUUAACAACGAGAAAGCAGCCAAUCUUAUAGGUAUUACUCCAUUUCAGAAUUUAGAAUACUUAUCGUUGGUAAGAUUGCCUAACCUGGUGAGUAUCUACUGGAGUCCUCUCCCCUUUCCAUUUUUGAGGCGAAUAGAAACAAUAAACUGUCCAAAGCUGAGAAAGCUUCCCUUAGAUGCUACGAGUGUCCCACGACUUGGCUGGUUUACAGUAGAGAUGGAUCCUCGAGAACAGAAAACGGAGCUUGAAUGGGAGGACGAAGAUACCCAAAAUCGUUUCUUGCCUUUAUUUUCUUAG
Messenger RNA from Thlaspi arvense, 2541 nucleotides. The record is from the annotation of a GenBank genome assembly. NCBI's taxonomy places the organism in Eukaryota, Viridiplantae, Streptophyta, Magnoliopsida, Brassicales, Brassicaceae.